AUGAGGAUCUUGUGUGUAUCUGUCGUUCUGCUGCAGCUCAUCGGCUCCUGUUUCUGCCAGUUCCCCCGAGCAUGUGCCACCUCAGAGGCCCUACGGACUAAAGUGUGUUGCCCGGUGUGGGAGGGGGAUGGCUCAGCCUGCGGUGCCCUCACAGGCCGUGGUUUCUGCGCUGAUGUGGUGGUCUCAGAUGAGCCCCAUGGGCCCCAGUACCCACACAGAGGGAUUGAUGACAGAGAGCAAUGGCCUCUAGCUUUCUACAACCGGACAUGCCGCUGUGCUGGAAACUACGGAGGUUACAACUGUGGAGAAUGCAAAUUUGGUUACUGGGGUUCAAACUGUGCUGAGUACAGGGUUUCUAUGCGCAGGAACAUCCUGACCAUGUCAACUGCUGAGCAACAAAAAUUCAUUUCUUAUCUAAACUUAGCCAAGAACACCAUCAGUCGAGACUUUGUCAUCGCAACAGGAACCAGAGACGAGAUGGGGCCAGAUGGUGAAAACCCCAUGUUCUCCAAUAUUAACACCUAUGAUCUGUUUGUGUGGAUGCACUACUACGUGUCCCGGGAUGCCUUCUUGGGAGGGCCGGGCAAUGUUUGGGCAGACAUUGACUUUGCCCAUGAAUCGGCAGCAUUUCUACCCUGGCACAGAGUCUUCCUGCUAAUGUGGGAGAAUGAGAUAAGAAAGCUGACAGGAGAUUUUAACUUUACUAUCCCAUACUGGGACUGGAGGGACUCUCAGACCUGUGAGGUGUGCACUGAUUCUCUAAUGGGUGCACGCAGCUCUUUUAAUCCAAACCUGAUCAGCCCAGCUUCAGUCUUCUCCUCGUGGAAGGUAAGAAAAAUCAGAGUAGUGUAUAGGUGUAAAUGUAAAUGUCUGAGCAGGUCCCACGAAUAAUGCCUUAUUUGUUUCCUGCUUCAGAACUAAGAAAUGUGAGAUUUUAAUUCAUCUCAAGCGAUCCAGCAAAGUGAAAAUCCUUCUUCAGAGGCUUUGUAUUUACAUCCCAAAGAAUGUAACAAAGACAGAGACUUUAUUCUGAGCAAAUCCAACACAGAUUUGUUUUAAAUUGCAGCUUGUACCUCAACCAACAAUUACUGUCUCCUGGGUUUCCAUUUCUCAUCAAUAACAGGCUAAAAAAUUGCGAUGCAAACUGAUUCUUCUAAGGUGUGUUAUUGAUAACAGUAAUUUGUUAAUUUCUGAUCUGAAGCCUUUGGUAUGCAGGGGUAAAUAUUCCCGUAUGAGAGCUGUGCCAUUAAACUUUAACUGAUGGAUGAAGCUUUAUUUUUAUGAGGUUUAAGUUUUAUUGUAACUCCCUGAUGUGUGUCUGUGUGUAGGUGAUUUGCACCCGGCCAGAAGAUUACAACAACCAAGAGGUAAUUUGUGACGCUGCCGGGGAGGGUCCUCUGUUGCGUAACCCCGGCAACCACGAUCCAGGCCGUGUGCCACGAAUCCCCACAACAGGUGAUGUGGACUUCGCUGUGGGCCUCCCCAUGUACGAGACAGGACCCAUGGACCGGUUUGCCAACAUGAGCUUUAGAAACGUACUAGAGGGUAGGAGACCUUAAACUUCCACUGAUACACAUAUUUGGUAAUUUCACGCUAAUGUUUCAUCUUGUCCAGUGAGUGUUUUUUCAUUUGUUUGUUUUGGUUCACCCAAGCAUGGUUGUACAAAUCCAUAUGUAUGUCUGCAUGCACAGACACUUGUUUAAAUCAAACCAAUUGAACCCCCUUCUACUUUUGUAUCUUUUGCAGGUUUUGCCAGUCCAGAGACAGGCAUGGCAGUGCCAGGCCAGAGCACCAUGCACAACGCCCUGCACCUCUUCAUGAAUGGAACCAUGUCCUCAGUUCAGGGGUCAGCAAAUGACCCCAUUUUUCUGCUGCACCAUGCUUUCAUUGACAGGUAUUAAAAAAUACAUGAGAAAACGCCUUUAAAAAGUUCAACAAGUGCUAUAAAUGAUUAAUUCUUUAAUCAUUUAAGAGUAAAUACUAGAAACUAUUCUUCUCUUUCCUCUUUUUUUCUCUUUAACUUUCAUCUCUCUGCUCCCUUCCAGCAUCUUUGAGCGAUGGCUCAGGACACAUCAACCAGUGCGCAACAUUUACCCUAGUACUAAUGCCCCUAUUGGCCACAAUGAUGGCUACUACAUGGUGCCCUUCCUGCCUCUCUACAGAAAUGGAGACUACUUCCUGUCCAACAAGGUUUUGGGAUUCGAGUAUGCCUACCUAUUGGACCCUGGUCUGUACAAAAUAAUCAUAUCCUGCAAAUAAGUGUUUCUCCAGCUGUUAAUUUAUGCCUCACUUUCUCAUCAUGUGUAUCUUUCUUACAGGUCAGAGGUUCCUGCAGGAGUUCAUAACACCAUACCUUGAGGAGGCACAGAGGAUCUGGCAGUGGCUUCUUGGCGCAGGGAUGCUUGGGGCUCUGAUUGCUGCAAUCAUCGCAGGAAUAAUUGUUGUCAUACGAAAGAAAUGGAAACGAAGCCAAAGGAGGAAGAGGGUGCCAAGCUUUGGAGAGAGACAGCCGCUCCUGCACAGCAGCUCAGACGAUGGAUCGGCUUCAUAUCAGAACACUCUGUAA
This is a messenger RNA of Xyrichtys novacula (pearly razorfish), 2566 nucleotides long. The record is from the annotation of a GenBank genome assembly. Lineage: Eukaryota; Metazoa; Chordata; Actinopteri; Labriformes; Labridae.